Messenger RNA from Capsicum annuum, 1966 nucleotides. RefSeq lists its product as uncharacterized. Lineage: Eukaryota; Viridiplantae; Streptophyta; Magnoliopsida; Solanales; Solanaceae. The transcript has 7 exons. Bases 436 to 1869 code for a protein of 477 amino acids. The record is from RefSeq and is a predicted model, not a curated record.
AUAUUUUUAGUGAAAAAAAUAAGCUUUACCUGCACCACCGAUUCUUUCCGUCAUUCCUCGAAAAAUGCACUUUCUAAAAAAAAGUAAAAAAUUUAAAUUUUUAAAAGCCACUUAAGUCUAAUUAAUUAAAGUAAAAAAAAAAAAGCAAAAAGUAAAUAAAUACUGAUUCGUCAUAUUUCCCAAAAAUUAUUGUUCAAAAGCUUCAAAGUACUACUACUGUCACUACCGCACUUGACCAUUACAACUGAACACCGCUGAACUUAGCUUAAGCUACCAAAAUCAAUGUGAUUUUUUUUUUUCUAACUUACAGCAUUUUGCUGUACUUCUUUGUUCUGCAAUUUUAGAGAUCCAAAAAUAAAUUUACAAAAAGCAAAAAAAAAUAAUUAAUUCACUGUUUGCUUUUGAUUUUUGUACUCUUUUGGAAUUUCUAUAGCUAUGAGAAAUUCCGUUUUGUUCUUCAGUUUGAUAGCUCUGUUUAUUGCUUAUCUUCAAUUUCAGGUUCAUGCUGCUGCUCCUGCUGGGCCUUUGAUUAAGCACUUGAAUUCUAUACUCAAAUGGUCUAGGUCUUCCUCUAAAACUCCUCAAUCAGAUGGGAAUUUUCUUCAAUUCGAAGCAGGUUACUUAGUUGAAACUGUUGUAGAAGGAAAUGAGCUUGGUGUUGUACCGUAUAAGAUCCGGGUGUCAGAGGAUGGUGAACUCUUUGCUGUUGAUGCUAUUAAUAGCAAUAUCGUCCGAAUUACUCCCCCGUUAUCUCAAUAUAGUAGAGCAAGAUUGGUUGCUGGUUCAUUUGACGGUCACACUGGCCAUGUGGACGGGAAGCCAAUUGAUGCUCGUUUCAAACAUCCAAAAGGAGCUACCAUGGAUGACAAAGGAAACAUUUAUGUUGCUGAUACCGCAAAUCUGGCUAUUAGGAAGAUUGGAGAAGCAGGUGUGACAACAAUUGCUGGAGGAAAGUCUAUUCCAGGAUAUAGGGAUGGGCCGAGUGAGGAUGCUCAAUUUUCGAGCGACUUUGAUGUAAUAUACGUUCGGCCAACUUGUUCAUUACUCGUUAUUGAUCGAGGAAAUGCUGCUCUUAGGCAAAUUUCUCUCAGCCAGGAGGAUUGUGACUACCAGUACAGCUCAGUGUCAACUAUAGAUGUUGUCAUGGUGGCUGGUGCUAUUUUAAUAGGGUAUGCUGCAUGCAUGCUCCAGCAAGGAUUUGGCUCCAAGACUCAAGUACGUGUGGAAGUGGAGCAUCAAGAACCUUCUCUAAUCAAGGAGAAGCCCCCCACCCCUGUUGUGGAAACUGUCAAAGAAGAACAGGAAGCAGGAUGGCCAUCAUUUGGACAGCUAGUCUGGGAUCUGUCCAAGCUUGCUAUAGAGGGUCUGGGAUCCCUUUUUGGCUACAUCGUUCCAUUGCGGUUUAGACACAAGAACUUUGUUAGACCCGGACUAACUCCACUAAAAGAUUCACUGAUCAUGCCUGAAGAUGAAGUUGAGCCCCCUUUAGUCCAAAAGCAAAGGGCUCCAGCACCUGCUUCCGAGAUCAGACCGGUCCCAGCUGUCGGUGAUAAAGUUCCUGAAGGCAAGCCCACCAAGAUUAGGUCCAGUAGUUUUAUAGACCCUAACUUGUCAACCAAGCACCGGUCUUCCAGACGACAUGAGCAUGCAGAAUACUAUGGAAACUCAGGUGAGGUUCCUCCAUACGGGCACGUGAGGUCUAAAAGCCAGAAGGAAAGAACCAAGCAUAGGCGACAAGAUUCAAGUGUUGGAGCAGCAGGAAUAGAAGCAAAGCCUGAUCAAACGAAAGCAGGAAACUAUGAGGAUCCAAAGUUUGCCCAUUACAGCAUGAGAAACAAGUAUGGAGACCCUUUCCCUCGGUACGCAUGAAUAUAAGCUCAUAAUGACUUAGUUUUGUAAGCAGAGGGACAGAUUUUUUGUCAUGUAAGUUGUAACUCUAAUAUUAAUGGAAGCAAGUCAUUUCAUA